Molecule: messenger RNA, 437 nt
Organism: Anneissia japonica
Lineage: Eukaryota; Metazoa; Echinodermata; Crinoidea; Comatulida; Comatulidae
Product: nucleolin-like
Exons: 3
Source: RefSeq, a predicted model, not a curated record
UUGAAAAAGAAGAUAAAAAGAUGGGAAGGCGUGCUAGAAAAAGGAUGGCUAAGAGAACUGCAGAGGCUUCAGCAAUCCUUGAAAGAAGUGCUCAGAAGAAAAAAAGCAACAAGAAAGAGGAUGAACUUCAAAGUGAUGGAGAAGGUGAUGGAGAAGAUAUCUCUGAAGAUGAGAUGAUGCAGUCCUUAACAGAUGAAGAAAUGAGUAGUGAUGAGGAAUAUUCUGAUGAAGAUGAGGAUGAGGAAUAUUCUGAUGAAGAUGAGGAUGAUGAGACAGAUAGUGAGGAAAAUGAGAACGUACUUAAGGGCAAAAAAGGUUAUUCUGAUGACAACCAGGACUGGCUCAAGCUUGUAAAGAAAAAGAAGCUUCCUGUAGAUGAGGAAGCGGAGGAGGGGGACGAAGAUGAGGAUGAAGAUGUAGACACGGAUGAUGAUUUU